AUGGAGGGAGAUUGCUGUGCCACGCAACUCAUCUAUGGAGAUGGUGAGUUUAAUGCUGAUGGGCUCGACAACUUCGUCAAGGAAGUGAAGCUUGCUGAGUGUGGACUCUCCUAUGCUGUUGUUGCCAUUAUGGGUCAGAGCAGCGGGAGAAGCACUUUAAUGAACCAUCUGUUCCACACUAAGUUUAGGGAGAUGGACGCAAACAGUGGAAGGAACCAAACAACGAAGGGUAUUUGGAUAGCCAAGUGUGUUGGCAUUGAGCCUUGCACGAUUGCCAUGGAUUUGGAUUUGGAGGGUACUGAUGGCAAGGAGAGAGGCGAGGAUGAUACUGCAUUCGAGAAGCAAAGCGCCAUGUUUGCCCUGACAGUUUCAGACAUUGUGCUGAUAAAUAUGUGUCAAGAAUCAGAUAAAGGUCUCGAGCAAGCUGCAAUGAACCCUUCACUGGAAAUGGUUUUUCAGGUUGUGGUGCACUCAUUCGUCCCCCGUAAAAUGACGUUACUGUUUCUUAUACACACAAAGACCCCGUUUGAAAAUCUGGAGCCUGUUUUGAGGGAAGAUAUACAGAAGCUAUGGGAUGGAGUUCCGAAGCCCCAAGCCCAUAACAGUACCCCCUUCAGUGAUUUCUUUAGUGUAGAAGUAGUUACUUUGUCCAGUUAUGAAGAGGAGGAGGAGAAGUUUAAGGAGGAGGUUGCUCAACUUAGGCAGCGCUUUUUCCAUUCUAUUUCUCCAGGAGGGCUUGCUGGUGAUAGACGGGGUGUUGUUCCUGCCUCAGGAUUUUCCUUUAGUGCACAACAGAUUUGGAAAGUAAUCAAAGAGAACAAGGACCUGGAUCUUCCCGCUCACAAGGUUAUGGUUGCUACUGUUCGAUGUGAAGAGAUCGCCAACCGGAAAUUCAAUCAGUUGAUCUAUGAUGGGGGUUGGUUGGCAUUGAAAGAAGCUGUCCAAACUGGUCCCGUACAAGGUUUUGGUAAAAGGCUCAGCUCCAUUUUAAGCACCAAUCUUUCAGAGUAUGACAUGGAGGCCAUUUACUUUGACGAAGGUGUAAGGAACUCAAAACGACAACUGUUGGAGUCAAAAGCAUUGGAUUUUGUUUACCCUGCGUACACAACCAUGUUGGGACAUGUACAUUCUAAAGUGCUUGAAGAUUUUAAAGUGAGGCUGGAAGAAUUGUUAAACAAAAGAGAAGGAUUUACUUCAUCUCUUCGUACCUGUACUCAGUCUUCCAUGCUUGAGUUUGACAAAGGAUGUGCAGAUGCUGCUAUACAACAAGCUAAUUGGGAUGCUUCAAGAGUUGUUCGCGAAAAACUACAACGUGAUAUAGAUGCACAUGCAUCAUCCGUUUAUAGUGCAAAGUUGUUAGAAUUGAAUGUCAACUAUGAGAAACAACUGUCUGCAUCUUUAAUUGGACCAGUAGAGGCCUUACUUGAAUCUGGUGAAAAAGACACUUGGGCUUCAAUAAGAAAACUUCUUAAUCGUGAAACUGAAGUUGUAGUAUCUGAGUUUUCAUCAACUGUAGUUGCUGAUUUUGAGUUGGACAAAGAAACAAUUGCCAAAAUGUUGCAACAUUUAAGGGAUUACUCACGGAAUGUGGUUGUGAAAAAAGCAAGAGAAGAGGCUGCAAAAAUUAUGAUCCUCAUGAAAGAUCGGUUUUCCACAGUCUUUAAUUAUGAUAGUGAUUCAAUGCCUCGGGUUUGGACUGAGAAAGAAGACAUUAGAAGUAUUACCAAAGAUGCUCACUCUGCGUCUAUGAAGCUUUUGUCGGUCAUGGCUGCUAUCCGCUUGGAGGAGAAGCCAGAUAAUAUUGAAAAAACUCUCUUUUCUUCUCUGAUGGAUGGAACUGUUACUGUUUCAUCUUCACAAGAUAGGGGAAUAGAAGCUUCUGCAUACCCUCUUGCCUCAAACACUUGGGAAGAGGUUUCUUCAGAGGAUACCUUAAUUACUCCCGUGCAGUGCAAGUCCAUGUGGAGACAGUUCAAAACAGAGACUCAGUAUAGUAUCACUCAAGCUAUUUCAGCACAGGAGGCUUACAAGCGGAGUAACAACUGGUUGCCUCCUCCGUGGGCUAUUAUGGCAAUGGCCGUUCUUGCUUUCAACCAAUUUAUGCUCCCACGACUACAAAAAAAGAAAUAG
Molecule: messenger RNA, 2130 nt
Organism: Prunus armeniaca (apricot)
Lineage: Eukaryota; Viridiplantae; Streptophyta; Magnoliopsida; Rosales; Rosaceae
Source: the annotation of a GenBank genome assembly